Hyaloscypha bicolor E is the source of this 1092-nucleotide messenger RNA. Its product is annotated as HAD-like protein. Lineage: Eukaryota; Fungi; Ascomycota; Leotiomycetes; Helotiales; Hyaloscyphaceae. The transcript is spliced from 5 exons. The record is from RefSeq and is a predicted model, not a curated record. Bases 34 to 918 code for a protein of 294 amino acids.
ACACAACCUAAUUUAUACAUCUCCAAACCAUACAUGAAAACCUACCAACUCCUCACGACAACACCUAGACAUUCCACAUUCUCAAAUCCUCAACGAUUGCAGUGCAGAAGAACGUUUAUGAUGACGACGAGAUUAUCCAAGGAGCCGAGACGGUUCGCUCCGCUUGGGGCAGGGAUUGAUAAGGGGACUGAGGGGCUGCCGAGGCUGAAGGGGAUUGUGUUUGAUGUUGAUGGGACUUUGUGCUUACCACAGAAUUACAUGUUUCAAUUAAUGAGACAAGCACUGGGCAUUGACAAGUCUGUGGAUAUCCUCGAUCACUGCCAUUCGCUCUCUCCAGAUGAAGAAGCCGCUGCCCUCGAGAAAAUUCGAGCUAUAGAACGAGAGGCUAUGGUAUCUCAACAACCACAACCCGGCAUCGUCCCUUUAAUGGAGUACCUAGACUCUCGAAAGAUCCCACGCGGUAUUUGCACAAGGAAUUUUGACGCCCCUGUAAAUCACUUAUUGACGAAGUUCUUACCAUCCUUUGAGUUCUCUCCUGUUGUGACCAGAGAUUUCAAACCCCCGAAACCAUCGCCAGCGGGGAUCCUACACAUUGCAAAAUCCUGGGGCUUCACGAAGGAGGAGAACGGCGAGGAAGUUGGCGAUGCAGGGAACUUCAUUAUGGUGGGGGAUUCGAUAGACGACAUGACGGCUGGGUUCAGGGCCGGUGCCGCGACGGUGCUGCUUGCGAACGAGGUUAAUGUGCAUCUGGCACAGCAUGAGCAUACUGACCUGGUCAUUUCGAGAUUGGUUGAGUUGGUGAGUAUUCUGGAGGAGGGCUUUGUGGGGCAGAUUGGGAAGGGGGAUGAGGAGAGUGAUACGAAGGCUAGGGCGGCGGGCGCGCUGAGGGAUGGGAAGGGAGAGAGCAGUGCGGUUUAGGGAUGAGGAUUAUCGCUGCUGUAGAAGUUCCAACGUUGAAUUCCAUAGACGUUUUCAGGGUGGCUUGGGAUAUUGAUUCCAUGGACUCGAUCAGCCAAGCAUUUUGAUCUUGACAUUGUAUCAAGGUUCGGGAGAGAUUUCACAUAUCAACAGCCAAGAUGAAGCAGAAGGGAU